Molecule: messenger RNA, 1113 nt
Organism: Lactuca sativa (garden lettuce)
Lineage: Eukaryota; Viridiplantae; Streptophyta; Magnoliopsida; Asterales; Asteraceae
Source: RefSeq, a predicted model, not a curated record
CAACUGUGAGUUCGUGAGGGAUAGACUAGAAUUGUAGAAACAACAGUGUUAGGACUUCAUUCAAAUCAUGGUUUGUGACUGUUAGAGAUACUUGAAGACUGCUUGGGAAAGAUGAGUACAAAUGGUGCUACCACCACCAAUAACAAUAAGUGUAGCAACGGUGUCAUGGGGUCUUCUGAGCAUGGGUUGCUGCACAAUGUUCUUAUCUCAACAGAGUGGACUUCUGUUGAACAGUCCUUGUUGGAAGAACUGCUUGUCAAAUAUGCCUCGGAUCGUAGAGAAUUGUGUUAUAGAAAAAUUUCAAAGGAAUUACAAGACAAAACAUCACGGGAUGUGGCGUGUCGUUGUCAAUGGAUGACUAAAAAGGAAAUUGGCAAGAGAAGGAAAGACGAGGAGGGUUCAUCAAGGAAGCAGAAUAAUAGAAAGGAAAAAACUACAGACCAACAAGUGAAGCCAUCUUCUCAUGCUUCAAAUCAUGCCAAUGGUCUUCCAUCAUCAUCCUCUUCCAUAAACAAUGAUGAUGGCAUCAAUUACAAAGUUAUUGAUGGUGAGAUAGGGAAGCUUCUUGAACAGAAUGCCAUGGCUUUGCAUCAAAUUUCUGUAAAUUUUACUACUUUGAAGUUACAUGAGAACAUCAAUCUUUUUCGCCAAGUGAGAAACAAUAUUGAUAAAAUCUCGAAUGAGGUAAAGGACAUGCCAGAGGUAAUGAAGCGGAUGCCACCACUACCCGUGAAGCUCAAUGAGGAACUUGCCAACUCUAUACUUUAUCGGACGCAAUCUUGAAUAUUUUGUUAGAAAAAAUUAAAAAGAAAAUCUUUUUUUUCCCAAUACAUCGAUCUUUAUUUCCUUCCCUUCAGACCCUUCAGGUUCUUGAGAUUAUGAUCUGGAAGCAGAUUGUAAGGAUGAGUUCUUUUUUCUGGUUUUUGGUUAUCUGGAUUCUUGUUGGUUUGUUUUUGGGUUAUUGAGGAGAGAAUUGUGUUGGAAGGAUUUUUAAUCUGUGUAUAUAUAUAUGAUAGGGUAUAACUUUAACUGUUCAACUUAGCCAGGUAGAAGUUUAAAAUGAGGAUAUAACUUUAACUGCUUGUGUGGUUAGUUUAUGAGUCAAAUAGUUAU